UUCAUUUCUCACCAAAAGUAUCGCCAUCAUGUCCAAAACGCUCUUCACCGUGCCAAUCCCCGCCCUCGGCCCCCAUCCCGGCGGCUCCAUAACCGUCACCGAGCCCUCACCGGCCGUCUAUCUUCUCACCUUCAUCUCCCCCCCAGACAACCGCCUCACCUCCGCCGUGUGCAAGGCGCUCCUCGCCGCCCUCGACCUGCUCGAGUUCGGCGGCCACCCGCCCGGCGUGCUCAUCACCACCAGCGGCAUCUCCAAGUUCUACAGCAACGGCCUGGACCUGCAGCAUGCCAUUGAGACGGAGGGCUUCUGGGCCCUGUUCUACUCCGUCUGGCAGCGUCUGUUAACCUUCCCAAUGCCCACCGUCGCCCUGCUCAACGGCCACGCCUACGCCGGCGGCCUCAUGCUCGCCAUGGCCCACGACUACCGCCUGGCCCCCUCCCCCAAGGGCUUCAUCUGCCUCAACGAGGUGCUCUUCGGCGCGCACCUCCAGCCCGCCAUGGCGGCCCUCUUCCGCGCAAAGCUGCCCUCCAACGCCGUCUACCGGAAAGUCGCGCUCGAGGGCCACCGCUUCACGGGCCAGGAGGCCGUGGACGACGGCGUCGCCGAUGCGCUGGCCCCGGGAGGGGUGGAGGACGCGCUCAAGUUUGUGGCGGAGAGGCAGCUGCUGGAGAAGCCCAAGAAGGGCGUGUACGGGACGAUUAAGCGGGAGAUUUACAGGGAUCUUGUGAGGGAGCUGGCUGGGGCCGGGCUGGAGGCCGAGGAGAGCCGGUUCAAGGAGGAUAUGCGAAAGGAGGCGGAGAGGCAAGAGUUUGGAAAGGUGUUUGUUGAGCAGUGGCGGAAGGAGAAUAAGGCGAAGCUGUGAAAGCGUGUUUACUACUAGACAAAGAUUUGUUAGUCAC
This is a messenger RNA of Trichoderma asperellum CBS 433.97, 899 nucleotides long. RefSeq lists its product as uncharacterized. The record is from RefSeq and is a predicted model, not a curated record. Gene Ontology annotation, molecular function: delta(3)-delta(2)-enoyl-CoA isomerase activity. NCBI's taxonomy places the organism in Eukaryota, Fungi, Ascomycota, Sordariomycetes, Hypocreales, Hypocreaceae. Gene Ontology annotation, biological process: fatty acid beta-oxidation. Gene Ontology annotation, cellular component: peroxisome.